Messenger RNA from Aspergillus eucalypticola CBS 122712, 359 nucleotides. RefSeq lists its product as uncharacterized. The coding region runs from base 91 to 288 and encodes 65 amino acids. The record is from RefSeq and is a predicted model, not a curated record. The transcript has a single exon. Lineage: Eukaryota; Fungi; Ascomycota; Eurotiomycetes; Eurotiales; Aspergillaceae.
CCUACAUCUUUCCAUCGCGACGUCGACGCAGAGAGAUCCAGUCCGUGAAGUUCUCGUCGUGUGCGAUAGCCGCGAUAUAUCCUCUAUAUCAUGAAGUUAUUGUUAAGAGUAUUGCAGGAUGUAGCGAGAGUAGAGGCCGACCUGGAUGGUUUGCGCCGCCCUCGCUCGCUUCUCGGUGACGUCAUGGUCAGGGACAUGGCGGGCAGCUGCGGUCGCGGGGUCCACAGACCCGCUGGUGCUGCUGGGUUCCACGGCAGAUGCCAUGGAUUGGAUUAUGGAAGUAGGUGAUUUUAUCUAGGGGAGAUGCUCUGGAGAAUGUGGUAGGUAUGAGUGAUGAGAGGAUCAUGAGCAGAAAGAAC